AGACCAAGUUUUGAUCUCUUCUUUUCUCAUCUUUUAUUUCUUGCAACCGAUUUGGCUUGAUUUGUUUAUUUUGUAUAUUUUUUUCAGUGAUUGAAUUUAGAACAGAGAUGACUUUGAUUAGUUUGCAUUCUUAGAGAUAUUUAAGUUGCGGACGAACGUGAAGUGCAGGACCAACGUGUCCAGCUGGUCAUGUUCACAGCUUCCUCUUCCCAGCACAAACUGACCACAGUUUAUUCCUUCUUUCCUCUGUAAGUUAGUUUAACAGUGCAGCGUGGAGUAAAAAACAUGACAAAGUGUGCAAGAGACAAUCAGUUAAUCACUUGAAGAGGAAGGAAGUGAAGUUUUGAUCAGAGCUGCCGUUAGCUCACUGGCGUACAGUCCAGUCUGUCCUCGUCAGUGAGUAAAUAUACACCCGUUUUGUACGAGGCUACAACCGCCAUGCUGUUGGCAGAUGCUGCGCGUUUCUUUGCAGGUUUCGUCCUGCUCACGUCAGGGGUUCAGGGACAAACAAGCAGGAUCUGUGCAUUAAAAGGCUCAUCAGUGGAUCUGACCUGCUCACCUCAACAUCCCGCUUCACACGUAAACUGGUACACUGUACACUGGGAUGGAUCUGCAUUUGUUCGGGUUGACUUCUCUGGAGAUGGAAAUCGCACGACGUACAACACGUCUGGAGAGACUAACUUCACUCUAACCAUACAUGAGCUACGAGUCAAUGAUACAGAUUUUUACUGCUGCGGUAACAUAACAGACAACGGAGGACACUGCUGGUACAAUCGGAUUCAGCUUCGUGUUACAGAGCUGCAGGUGAAGGUGAUUCCCACCACAGAGGGACACACAGUAACACUGAUGUGUAGCACCAGCUGUCCUCUGACUGGAAACCCUGCAGCCUACAUGUGGUACAAGAACAGAGAGUUUCUCUAUCAGGACUGGUCUCCCUGGUACCAACAGCUGGUCAGCAGUGAGGAAGCAGUCAGAUACUCCUGUGCUAUCAAAGGCUACGAGGAUCUCAGAGCCCCUGAAGUCUCAGUGGAUUCUGUCACAUCAAGCUGCUUUAAGGUGACCUAUGCUGGAGGCACAAUGUGUUCUUCUCAGCAGACAUCAGUGGAUGAGCCCUGCUCCAUCACAUAUCCAACAGAAGUACACAUUCAAAGGACUUCUUUGGAGGUGGAGUCAACCAGACUGACCUGUACCCCCAACUGUCCUCUAACUGACCCCCAAACUGCCUAUAGGUGGUACUGGACGAAAAUAUUGUACAAAUACUCUAACAGCCAACACUUUACAGUUCCCGGCUUUUCCGAAGUCUCCUGUGCUGUUAAAGGCCACGAGGAUCUGCGCUCUGCUGAAAUCUGUAGCAAUGGUACCUGCCUCACUGUGAACUAUGUCAGCAGGAGGGUGUGUGCUGUUGAAGGCUCUUCAGUGAACAUUAUAAGUGAAUACUCUUAUCAAGACAGAUGGUCGACUUUAGUUAAAAUUUGGUAUAAAAUAAAGGGAAGUAACAAGAAUGAAGCCGAAAAGGUGAAGAGCGGCAAAGGUCGCCUGGAGCAUCACGACAGCAUGAAUGGCAGACACAUCCUGAGAAUUAGGAAGCUGAGAAAGAAUGACUCAGCAGAAUAUAUAUUCAGCCUCGAGGGAAAACACGAGAAGUGGAUGCCACACGAUUAUCCUGGAGUGACUCUGGUUGUCACAGGUCUGAAUGUGACAGUGACUCCUUCUGCAGUGGUGACAGAAGGUCAGAGAGUCACACUGACCUGCAGUGCCACCAGCUGUCCUCUGACUGACAACACAAACUACAUCUGGUACCUGGACAGUCGACCUCUGACCCUGCCACAGAACCAAAGCAAACACCUGCUUCUAGACCCAGUCAGCUGGCAGCAUGCAGGAAACUACUCGUGUGCUCUGAGAACGCAGAAGAACACCAAAUCUCCUGAGAUCACUCUCACUGUCGAAGCUCGAUGGAUUGUAAAUGUGGUGAGACUAGUAGUUGCACUGCUGAUCCCGAUUCCUCUUCUUGUCUUCCACCUGUGGAUGAGACAGCGUCGCAUUGUGAGGACACGUCGAUCGUGAAUCCUGCAGCACAGAGUGAGCCAGCAGGCAGCAGGAAGACUUUGUGUGAUGUAUGGCUACAUGUUUAUAUAUGCAGACACUUUGCACAGACUGCAAAAACUGCCCAUAUUUCUCAUUUAAGAGGGUGAGAGAUGGUCUGAACAGUGCAAAGGCAUCUCUCAAGUCAAAGCUGUAUAUUUUGCUACAGUUGUGAAGUAAAAUAUUUGGAUUUUUGGAGUCAGUGAUGAGUUCGCAUUUGUCAGAUGAACAGAGACGUGAUUACAUUUUCAGUAUUUUCUGCUUUGAACAAGCGUUUAUUUGAUAUUUAGUGUGUGAAAUAGUGAAAUGAAUGUUAAGCAUAUGCAAACGUUUUGUGUUCUUUUUAAAGAGCGGAUCAUGCAGCAGAGCAGCAGUAUGACCCUGACAUUCUAGAUGUCUGUGCUUACGGCUUUGCACAGUGCAGAUAAAAUGUCUGUCUUUUUGGCAAGACAUGAUUCAAGCACUGCAAAGUGCUGCAUUGCACCUGUAAACUCAAAUUAUGUAGUACAGCCAGUUGUGAAGACACAUACAUUUAUCUCAUGUCCUCUCUUAUCUACUUCCUGCCUCAGCAACCACUGGAGGUCAGACUCAGGUGAUUCACACAUCAGGUUGUGGUGGCCUGAUGCAUAAUGCAGGUGACGGGUAAAGUUUAUCAGGUGCUGUGAUGAAACAAGCAGGGAAUUGUUGCAUACCGCUGCCACCGUUAUAAAAUGAAUCUACUCUGAUUUAGAUUAACAAUUUUAAUGUUACCAUUAAAUAUUUUUCUUUUCAUGUUUUAUAUUUUUAAUGGUAUAUUCAUCUCUUUGUUUACUUGUUUGUUUUGCUUGUCUGAUGAUGUCUUGGCUGUGAAUAACUUGCUACAAGUGUCUUUGUUUUCUUACUCCCAUGCACAUAUCCAUUCACUUCUAGUCUUUAUCUUGUUUUUACCAUGAUUGUGCAGAUUAAAAUUAAAUU
This is a messenger RNA of Scatophagus argus, 3036 nucleotides long. RefSeq lists its product as uncharacterized. The coding region runs from base 439 to 2064 and encodes 541 amino acids. The record is from RefSeq and is a predicted model, not a curated record. The transcript is spliced from 10 exons. Lineage: Eukaryota; Metazoa; Chordata; Actinopteri; Scatophagidae.